This is a messenger RNA of Cyprinus carpio (common carp), 1791 nucleotides long. RefSeq names its product homeobox protein Hox-C6a. Lineage: Eukaryota; Metazoa; Chordata; Actinopteri; Cypriniformes; Cyprinidae. Gene Ontology annotation, molecular function: DNA-binding transcription factor activity, RNA polymerase II-specific; RNA polymerase II cis-regulatory region sequence-specific DNA binding. Gene Ontology annotation, cellular component: nucleus. The record is from RefSeq and is a predicted model, not a curated record. Gene Ontology annotation, biological process: regulation of transcription by RNA polymerase II; anterior/posterior pattern specification.
AAAGUGGUCAGGUGACGCUGUCAUAUUGUCCUUCCAUGAGCCAAGCCUUGGCUAUAACACUUGCUUUGCGCGUCUUAACCGGAGACUGGAAAUUAAUAUUAUUGAAAUCAUUCUGAAGUUCAUUUGAAAGAGAGUUAGGAAAGCAGGCGGGAGGCGGGAGACGUGUGUAUGUGACAGAAGGAAGCAGACCCCAAAGCACAGAGAAAGAAAGUGUGCGAUUAAGAGAGGGGAAAUAAGAUAGGAGGGUGAGUUGAUGAGAGGGCGAUAGGAAAGGUAUGAAUUCGUAUUUCGCGAACCCGUCGCUCUCGUGCCAUUUAUCUGGUGGGCAAGAGGUUUUGCCCAACAUGCCACUGAACACGACCACAUAUGAUUCAGUCAGACAUUUUUCGUCUUAUGGCACCACAGUGACCCAAAACCGGAUUUAUGCGUCCCCUUUCUAUUCACCUCAAGAUAACGUUGUGUUUGGAUCAAGUCGAGGACCGUACGAGUAUGGAUCUAACGUGUUUCUACAAGAUAAGGAUGUGCUUCCCAGUUGCAGGCAAACUAGUAUGGGACUCAAUGCGCAGAGCCACGUUGCCCAGGAGUACAACCUGGAACAAGCUCGUGCAGGAACACAGGAACAGAAAGGGAACAACAUUCAGAUUUUCCCGUGGAUGCAGCGCAUGAACUCGCACAGCGGAGUUGGGUACGGGUCAGACAGAAGGAGAGGUCGCCAGAUUUACUCCAGAUACCAAACCUUGGAACUGGAAAAAGAAUUUCACUUCAAUCGGUAUCUAACCAGACGCAGACGCAUCGAGAUCGCCAACGCUCUGUGCCUAACCGAGCGUCAAAUCAAAAUCUGGUUCCAGAAUAGGCGCAUGAAAUGGAAGAAAGAGAGCAAUCUAACUUCUACCGUACCGGGGAGCGAAUCAACGGGUACUCCUCAAGAGACCGAGAAGGAGACCGAGGAGGAAACCGAGGAAGCUAAAAAAAAAGAUUAGGAAAUCCAUUUCUCGUUCUUGAACGCCUGUUAACUGCAACGUAACUACCUAAACUCUGAGAAUUUGCAAAUAUUAAUGCAUGGACUGUAUACUCUGCUAUUCCUUUGACUGCCCCCUCCUCCUCCGACCUGAAUACCAUACACAAGCUCUACAACAACCACCACGCCACUAACAUAUACACACACGUUGAAACAAAUGGAGAGAUUAAGAGAGAGAAAGACGCACAUGUUAUCCACCAUAAUGUAAUUCACUUCUCUUUGUAUUAAAAAUAGCUCCUGCGUGGUGACAAUGCCACAGAUGAACUAUUUGUGUGGUUCUAGUAUUAUCAUGUUGCUAUAGGCUAGUAGAAAUUACAUUAGAUGAAAAUGUAUUCGAAUUUAAUAAGUAGGCUACGUCUCCCCAACUAUUAAGCCUCUAAACAGUACCCUAAGCAUUCCAGAAGUGAAGGAAACUUCUUAUAUGCACAUUCAGGAGUUUUUUUUUUUUUUUUUUGUGGAUGCAUAUUUGUACAAUGAAACAAGCACUGACGGGAUGAACUAUACUACCUAAAUCCUUAAUGCAAUUUCUUUUCUUUUUUUCCCCCUUAAUAUUGCCUUUGCCCUGUCAGUGUUCUGUUGUUCAAAAUGCCGCUGUACUGGCAUAUUAACUAUUGAGAGAAUUUCAAAAAAAUACAUUUCAUCAUAUUUGUAGUUGUAUGCAUAUAAACUUGUCUUAAAGUGAGAAUCACACCCAUAUGAAAACAAACAUAUACCUUGUUACGCAAUUAUAUUGUUUGUGUAAACUGUGUAUUAUUUAAUAAAAUUCUUGAAAA